GUGAAACUAUCGCUUCUGUACCUCAAACAAACUGAUGGUGCUGUACUGUACUUGUACGACUAUCCUGUCCCGAAAAAAAUAACUUGUUUAGUUUUGCACUGGUUGAAACUAAGCAAAUGCAUGCAGAAGUGUUGCCAUUCAAUUUUCUGUCGUGUUUCUUUAGCAUAAAAGCCCGAGCAGGUGUAUAAAAACAGCAGUGUAUUGUAAUUGUUUACUGUUGUGUAUGGUGUGCUUUAAAGAAAGAAGAACAACAGCUGUAAGCAGCAUUUUUUCUGUCUAAAGCCAUUUUUUUUACAGUUUAUGGUCUGAAGCUGAUAUUAUGGAUCAAUACUCAUUAGUGAGAGUCAUUGGCGAAGGAUCUUUUGGUCGAGCUCUCUUGGUUCAGCAAAUAAACGAAGAGAAGCAAAAUUAUGUAAUGAAGGAAAUACGACUGCCAAAGGCUGAGGCUGGGAUGAGGAACAGCAGAAGAGAAGCAGUGCUUCUGUCCAGAAUGAAGCAUGCAAACAUUGUGGCAUUCAAAGACUCUUUUGAAGCUGAUGGUCAUCUGUACAUAGUGAUGGAGUUCUGCAGUGGUGGAGAUCUUCUUCAAAGGAUACGGCAACAAAAAGAUAUUCUGUUCUCCGAGGAUGUGAUCCUGAAGUGGUUUACACAGAUGUGUCUAGGCACCAAACACAUUCACGACAAGAGAGUACUUCACAGGGACUUAAAAUCAAAGAAUAUUUUCUUGACAGACGGUGGAACUGUAAAGGUGGGGGAUUUUGGUUCGGCUUGCACUCUUAACAGUGCAAAAGCAUUCGCUCAGACCUAUGUGGGCACUCCGUAUUACGUGUCUCCAGAGAUAUGGGACAACAAACCUUACAAUAAUAAAAGUGACGUUUGGUCUCUUGGCUGUGUCUUGUAUGAACUUUGCACCCUCCAACACCCGUUUCAGGCUCGUAGCUGGAAGAGUCUGAUCUUGAAGGUGUGUCGAGGGACGUACGCACCCUUACCCAGUCACUUCCCCUAUGAGCUGCACUACCUCAUCAAACACAUGUUUAAGACUAACCCCAGAGACAGACCCUCAGUACACACUAUCCUCAGCUCUCACCGCGCGUCCCGACUGCUGCAGAAACACCUGAUGCCAGAGCAAAAAGAACCGGUGGGAACACGAACACGCCAUUGGAGAAAAGAGGAAGGGGAGAAAGUGGCCAUGUUUUUGGGCCAGAAGAGUUUAUUGACCACAUCUACCACUGAAGCAGUGAUGACCCAGCUUCUCGUAAGAGGUGGAUCGUGUAAUACAGUGCUGGGGGUCCUGGGAAAUGCUGACAUCAUUUCCACCGGUAGCAUGGACACUGCAGAACGGCCUGACCUCGUUUCAGAGGCCGAGGGUGUGGAGACCCAGCGGAGACGAGUGAGGAAACAAUGGGACAAAGAUCCACCGGAGAGACUCCUGAGCGUUUUGGAGAAAGCGCAGCUCUGCUACGGCUUUGAGACGUACUCUAUACACAGAGACGCAGGUUCUUCAAGCCCAGAGCCUGGAGAUAAAGUGGACGGCCCUGAGGAGACUAUCACAGACUUCAGUAGACUGGAGCCGCGCUCAGACGAUGAAGACACGGAUUUUGAAGAGGAGUGUCCGUAUGACUGGAUUAAUGAACUAGAGAAGAUGGUGGAGGAACAAUAGCAACUCAAGUGUGUUAUUCCACAUGUAAAUAUGCUUUAUUUGUAUUCGAUUUUGAAGAUUCUGACAUAAAAGACAUGAGACUGUCAAGAAAAUAUAACAGUAAAGUGAUUUCUAAUCUCAAGAGCUUG
This is a messenger RNA of Pimephales promelas (fathead minnow), 1788 nucleotides long. NCBI's taxonomy places the organism in Eukaryota, Metazoa, Chordata, Actinopteri, Cypriniformes, Leuciscidae. The record is from RefSeq and is a predicted model, not a curated record.